AUUUCAAAGGAAUUCCGUAAUCUGGCCAUGGUGUACCAGGAUGUGAUUGCAAACAUCUGCCACAAGAUGGGAGUGGGAAUGGCACAGUUCCUGGAGAAAAAAGUAAAUUCCCUGAAGGAUUGGGACACGUAUUGUCACUAUGUGGCAGGUCUGGUGGGAAUCGGCCUCUCUCGCCUUUUCUCAGCUUCCGAGCUGGAGGACCAGGUUGUAGGUCAAGACACAGCGCUCGCCAACUCCAUGGGGCUGUUUCUGCAGAAAACAAACAUCAUCCGAGACUACCUGGAGGACCAGCGAGAGGGUCGGGAGUUCUGGCCCAGAGAGGUGUGGAGUAAGUACGCAGAGACAUUGUCAGAUCUGGCCAGCCCUGCAAACCUCCAGACUGCCCUGCAGUGUAUGAACGAUCUGAUCACCGGUGCACUGCAGCACGUUCCUGAUGUCCUCAAAUACCUCUCACGCCUCCACAACCAGAGUGUCUUCAACUUCUGUGCCAUCCCACAGGUGAUGGCUAUUGCCACUCUGGCUGCCUGUUACAAUAACCCACAUGUGUUCCGAGGUGUGGUGAAGAUCAGGAAAGGCCAGGCUGUUACUCUGAUGAUGGGGGCGACCAAUAUCGAUGCUGUCAAAAGGAUCAUGUUCCAGUAUUCCCGAGCAAUUGGACAGAAGGUACCCAGUACUGAUGUCUCGGCGGCUAGAACACAGCAAAUCUUGAGCAGGAUCCAGACUCUGAGCGAGGCUGAAGGUCGACUCCUCUCACGCAGCCACCUGGCGCCCAUCUACGUCUCCUUCGCCAUGUUUUUUGCCGCUGUCAGCUGGCAGUACUGGCGGAUGCUGUCCCAGGAGCAGGACAAGUAUGUGCCGAGACAAUGAUACUGAAUUUAGCUGUCCCUCCAUUCUGUUUAGAGAUUGUUUUAGUAUAUUUUAUAACUGACGCAAGCAGCAGAGGUCACAAGGGAACGCCGACAGAGCCAAUCCAUUCCCCGUGCUUGUGGGGAAUCGCCACAUUGUGGAUGUAAGUGUGACUCCAGAGAUGAGACCAACAUGUGCUGCCUUGUCACCAUGAAGGACUGGGAGCGCUGCCUGAGGAUGGGUUGGUGAUGUAUGUGUGUGUGAAGCGCUGAAACUCAGAGAUUAAUAAACUCCUAGUGUAAUAAUAAUAACAACUGA
Messenger RNA from Callorhinchus milii (elephant shark), 1164 nucleotides. It is a transcript of the gene fdft1, whose product is annotated as farnesyl-diphosphate farnesyltransferase 1. The record is from RefSeq and is a predicted model, not a curated record. Gene Ontology annotation, cellular component: endoplasmic reticulum membrane. Gene Ontology annotation, biological process: cholesterol biosynthetic process; farnesyl diphosphate metabolic process. Gene Ontology annotation, molecular function: squalene synthase [NAD(P)H] activity. NCBI's taxonomy places the organism in Eukaryota, Metazoa, Chordata, Chondrichthyes, Chimaeriformes, Callorhinchidae.